AAAAAGUGUAAAAUGUUAUUCACAUUCAUGGUUGUUGUGAUUCUGGCGGUAACUGGUGUUAAUAGUGAGUGUAAACAAAGUAAAUUAAAACACGAGUGUUGGAAUGUUAAUUUAGUGGAUUGGUUAGUGAUUAAAAAUCCCCAAAGUGUCAACAAAUUAGAUCUGAAAGACAGCCAAUUAGCGGAGCUGCCCAGAUACUUGCCAGAAUCAAACGAAGAACUAUUUAUCAACUACACCAAUUUGGCUGUUUUAAAUUUUACACGUUGCAAUAUACGAACAAUUGAAAAAAGUGUGUUUGCCAAUGUGAAAAAGUUGACAACAUUGAUGAUUACACAAAAUCUUCUAAACGAAGUACCGGAUUUGCAUCCAAAACUGAUAUUCCUUGAUUUGUCCUACAAUCAAAUCGAGCUAGGAUUGGACAAGUUGCAGUGGUUGGAGGGUUUGCAAGAUUUGUAUAUGCACCACAAUCAGAUCCACGAUAUACAGUACGACUUUAGUGAUUUAACAAAACUACGAGCAUUGGAUUUGAGUUGGAACCAAAUUACGACGCUCCCUGAAAAUUUUUUUCGUGGUCCCAACGGCUCUGAUGCACAUACUAAAGAGUACAAAUUAAUAAAACUGAACUUACAAAACAACAAAUUAACAUCAAUACGCGGUGACGAUCUUGCCAGUUUAGGGAAUUUGAAAUAUCUACACUUGGGCAACAAUGAGAUUGAAACCCUGGUGUUUAAUGCUUUUGGCACCAAUCACGUUUUAGAGAUGGUAAGUUUAGCCAACAACAAACUUACGACCGUACAUCCAGAAUUGUUUAGAAACAAAUCUAAUUUAAAACGUUUGAUUUUAUCAGGAAACAUGAUAAAAACUUUGAACCAAGAUGUAUUUUUAACAUCAACAGGUUUAUCAUAUUUAGACUUAUCAUCUAACGAAAUUUCUUUAAUUGACGACCAAAUUUUUGCAAAUUUGAUGAAUUUGGAAUACUUAUUGAUAGCGCGUAAUAACAUCUCUAAUGUAAACUUGUUGUUCUGGCCUUUAAGCAAAAUUAAAUACAUAGACGCCUCCGGAAAUAUCAUCAGCAGCGAUUUGGAUUGUACCAAUUGCCUAAAAUUAAACACCUUGAAGCUGAACGAUAAUUUGAUAUCACAUAUCGCAAUUAAAUUGAACGAUGGUUUUAUCAGCAUCGAUUUAUCUGGUAACAAGAUAGAAAAUUUGAACAAAAUCACAAUCAGAUUUGGUAAACGUGGGUAUAUCAAUUUGGACUUAACUAAUAAUGAUAUUAAAGAGUUUGAAGUUGACGAGUUUCUUGAAGUUAAUCAGCACAUCCAACAUGUAGCUUUAGACGCGAGCUUAUCAGAAGACUUUUCAUCUAAAUUAGCAAACUACAAAAGUACGUUUUGGACUAUCAAGAAAAACACUACAUCUAUAACGCAAGAAAUUCCGGGAACUUUAGCAACCACUCCAGAGCCAUUGACAACGGAAGACGUAACACCAACUCCUGAUAAACCCAAACCUCCUGAAUUGACAACUGAAGAGUUACCAACAACUCCUGAUAAACCAAUAGUUCCGGAAUCGACAACAGAAGACGUACCAACAACUCCGAUACCUAUGAUCAACCAGCGAUAUACUUUCCUGGAGCUUCUGUAUUGUUGUUUCGGAACUUUUGUGGUCACAACGUUGCUCGUCGGCGGAAGUGUCUGUUUGUACAACUGUAGAGUGCAGAAGAAUAUGAAAAUGUUGCACGAAUAUGAGUUGGAAACCAGGGGAUAUAAAGGCAGCAAUUAUGAAAACAUUCCAAUGUGUCGACCACCUGUGAGGUUUACGGAAUUGGACGGCGACAGUUCUACAUAUUUUGUACCUCAGGCGACAAUGACGACGUCCUUUAGGGCUAAGCCAGAAAUCAGGCCAAUGGCGUAAAAUAUUUUAAAAUAUCAUAAUAAAUUGAUCUCAGUUGUUUUUUUUUUGUAACGCUUAGUAAAUGAAUAAAAUUAAUUUAAUUAAUGUAGUUACAUUCUAUCAUUGAGCAAUAAAAAACUUACCAUUA
This is a messenger RNA of Ctenocephalides felis (cat flea), 2038 nucleotides long. RefSeq names its product leucine-rich repeat-containing protein let-4-like. The coding region runs from base 13 to 1911 and encodes 632 amino acids. The transcript has 2 exons. Gene Ontology annotation, molecular function: protein binding. Lineage: Eukaryota; Metazoa; Arthropoda; Insecta; Siphonaptera; Pulicidae. The record is from RefSeq and is a predicted model, not a curated record.